CCCGCAUUCCAGUUUCCCUUCAGCUCACAAUCCAAGUCGCGAGACAGCACCUCCGUCGCCCAUACCCGCUUACCAUAAUAUUCUCAAAGAGACAAACGUCGAAAGACACCUACCUACCAUGUCUCGCGAAGCUUACCAGGUUCCUUCCUCUUUGGGCGGACAGAAUGCCUUUGACUCCGGUGCUGGCUCCAUGGAUGGCCCUAUGGUUGCCUAUCUAUGCGGCGAGUGCAACGCUCGUGUCUCGCUGAAGAGGGGUGACCAGAUCCGCUGCAAGGAAUGCGGUCAUCGUGUGUUGUACAAGGAAAGGACUAAGAGAAUGGUUCAGUUCGAAGCUCGGUGAAUAUGGGAUAGAACGGUUGCGCGACGUUGGUUUUAUAAUUUUUUUUUACGAUCGUAUCGUGAUAUGCAUUCAGGUGGCGCUUUGGAGUUUGAUGGGACAAAAAAAAAAAAAAAUUAAAUAUUGCGAUGCGGCGAUGGUUCUGCAGAUGACCUUUGUUGAAAGGGACUCAUUAUAUCUGUGCAUCGGCGGAAGGUACUCGUGUUGAAGUUUUCCAUGAGUAAAGU
Aspergillus caelatus is the source of this 564-nucleotide messenger RNA. Its product is annotated as Rpo12/RPC10 RNA polymerase subunit family protein. Gene Ontology annotation, molecular function: DNA-directed RNA polymerase activity; DNA binding; zinc ion binding. The transcript is spliced from 2 exons. Bases 119 to 340 code for a protein of 73 amino acids. Gene Ontology annotation, cellular component: RNA polymerase III complex; RNA polymerase I complex; RNA polymerase II, core complex. The record is from RefSeq and is a predicted model, not a curated record. Lineage: Eukaryota; Fungi; Ascomycota; Eurotiomycetes; Eurotiales; Aspergillaceae. Gene Ontology annotation, biological process: DNA-templated transcription.